Micropterus dolomieu (smallmouth bass) is the source of this 4028-nucleotide messenger RNA. RefSeq names its product zinc finger and BTB domain containing 20 (gene zbtb20). Lineage: Eukaryota; Metazoa; Chordata; Actinopteri; Centrarchiformes; Centrarchidae. The transcript is spliced from 4 exons. The coding region runs from base 329 to 2374 and encodes 681 amino acids. Gene Ontology annotation, biological process: regulation of cytokine production; regulation of immune system process; negative regulation of transcription by RNA polymerase II. Gene Ontology annotation, molecular function: protein binding. The record is from RefSeq and is a predicted model, not a curated record.
GCAGCGUGUGUUUAUUGAUGAGAUGAAAAGAAGAUGGAAGUGAGAAAUGAAACAAAGUAAAGGAACAUAUUAAAAAAAGCAAACUAUACGCGCUUCAUCGGGGGAAAACAGGGGGAGCCGUGGAAACGCUAUCGCCACUUUUUGAACGAGCUUCGAAGUGCAGAGCAGCACAUGAUUUGGACAGAGAGGACUGACAGCCUUGCCUAGCACCUGGCCUCUGAUCAGCCAUCUCCACCAGCAAACUGAAGCUUGACCCGCACUUCAUCACCAGCCACACAAGCAUCUUCGGAACAAAACGUCAUCUAACUGUGACAUCAGUUGCAAGGGGAUGACCGAGCGCAUUCAUAACAUCAAUCUCCACAACUUCAGCAAUUCUGUACUUGAGACCCUCAAUGAGCAGCGCAACCGUGGGCACUUCUGUGACGUGACUGUUCGGAUCCAUGGAAGUAUGCUGCGAGCUCACCGGUGCGUGCUGGCUGCUGGAAGCCCCUUCUUUCAGGACAAGCUGCUCUUGGGCUACAGCGACAUUGAGAUCCCUUCUGUGGUCUCAGUGCAAUCCAUCCAAAAGCUGAUUGACUUUAUGUACAGUGGGAUUCUGCGGGUAUCUCAGUCAGAGGCCCUGCAGAUCCUUACUGCGGCUAGCAUCCUACAGAUCAAGACCGUCAUUGAUGAGUGUACCCGCAUUGUGUCCCAGAAUGUGGGCCUGGCAGGGCCGGGGGGGUUCCCUGUUAUACCAGGAGACUCUGGUCAGGAAACACCCCGUGGCACGCCAGAGUCUGGCACCUCUGGGCCCAGCAGCGACGCAGAGUCAGGUUAUAUGCAAGCAACAUCACAGCAAAGCAUGGAUCGUGCAUACACAUCACUGUACUCCUACUCUGGCAUCUCUCUGCAGAACGGCACCCGCGAGCGCCCCCUGUACAUUAACCCUCUGACGUCAAACUACGAUCCCACUCUCAGCACUCAGAAGGACCAGCAGUCUCAAGAUCCACCCUGGAUGAACCGUAUUCAGGAGAGAAACCAACAGGUCGAUCGCUUCAUCUCCACAGCAGAGUCCACUCACUGCCGUAAGCAACCCCGACCGGUACGCAUACAAACAGGAGGGAUGCACAUAAAGCAGGAGGCCGAAGAUGAGUACAGCUGCUACGAUAAUUUGGGGGACUGUCCUAUUGACACUGACCAUACUGAAGGUGUAGAGAGUGAAUCCAAGGUUGAAAGUUUUGACUCAGGGGUGAGCUCCUCCAUCAGUACUGAGCCAGAUGCUAUGGAGCAGCAACCGUUCCUGACAGGCUUUAGCCGAGACGGGGGCGGGGACGGAGGUGAAGGAGGUCCAGUGCAUAUAGAGGUCAAUGACUCGUCCCCAGAGCAAGUGCAAGAGACAGAGGACGGGGACAUAUCCCACAGCACUAGUGACAGUAGCAUGAUGCAGCCCCUGCCAAACUCAGUCAUGUCCCAGUCCCUGCCAAGUGCCCUGCACUACAUGCGCCAGGCAGAAUCACACACCAGCAAUCUGAGGAUGCCGCUCACCGUGACCAGCAAUUCCCAAGUGAUGGGCACAGCUGGAAGCACCUUCCUGCCCACACUCUUUCCUACACAGCCGGCUAGAGACAACAAGCCUUUCCUUUACCUUCCUGGCCAGCAGCAACCCCAGUUUGUGGCAGUGCCGCCCCCUGCAAUGCCAUCAUUCCCGAACCCCAUGUCGGUACAGCAAGCGCCAGCUAUGAAGCAAGAGGUUACAGGAGGACUUGGUGCAGGGGAAAAGAAGCCCUAUGAAUGCACUCUCUGCAGUAAAACCUUUACUGCUAAACAGAACUACGUCAAACACAUGUUUGUCCAUACUGGUGAGAAGCCUCAUCAGUGCAGCAUCUGCUGGCGCUCGUUCUCCCUGAAGGAUUACUUAAUCAAACACAUGGUGACACACACAGGGGUGCGGGCCUACCAGUGCAGCAUCUGCAACAAGCGUUUCACCCAGAAGAGCUCUCUCAACGUCCACAUGCGGCUGCACCGUGGAGAGAAGUCCUAUGAGUGCUACAUCUGCAAGAAAAAGUUCUCACACAAGACCCUGCUGGAGAGGCACAUGGCCCUGCACAGCACAGGCAACACCAUCACAGGGCUGUCGGGGAGCGCAGGUACCCCAGGCCCGGUCUCCAUUCCCAUCCCAAUGGCUGUCCCUGAGCCUGGAGCUGGAGUGGUGGCCCUCGCCAUGCCAGUGAGCGGAGGUGCUGGAGUAGGGGCUGGGGUUGGAACAGGAGUGGGUGUAGCUGCAGAAGCGAGCUGCCAAGAAGGGACCACCUACGUGUGCUCCGUCUGCCCUGCCAAGUUCGACCAAAUGGAGCACUUCAAUGACCACAUGCGAAUGCAUGUCUCCGAUGGAUAAGUACUAAUAGAUAAACUUCUUUCAAAAAGAAUGACAAAUAAAAUGGCACUAGAUUUUCCUUUUCUUGUUUUGAGGUAUGAAGAGUAAUGAGUAUAGACACUGGCACAUUAAGUUUCCCAAAAAAGAUUUUUUUUUUUUUUUCUGUUAUUCUAAAAGAAAAAAAAGAUGGUGGCCUUAAGGCUUAGUAGUUUGAUAUUGAUCUACUGGAUGGAUCCUAACUACAGGCCUCUAAAUGUAUGCUUUCCUAAAAUACUGAUUUAUGUGUUGAACACUACCGAAAGGCCUACGAAAGAAACACAUACACACAAACACACCUUUAGUGUAGAUAUGUCUGAAUGAAUAUACAUGUGCAUAUAUGUUUGAGCGUUUGUGUGUAUUUGCAUGUGUCCGUCUGGUUGUCUAAGUGUGUGUGUGUGUGUGUUUGUGUGUGUGUGUGUGUGUGUGUGUGUGUGUGUGUGUGUGUGUGUGUGUGUGUGUGUGUGUACAUUGCCAUGAAAUAUAAAUCAUGGUAGUUGUGAACCCAUACUGACCAGUUUGGAAACUAUAGAUGUCCAAGCUUACUGUGGUAUAAUUUACAACAACAAUAACAAGAAAUCUUCUGGGGUUGGGCUACAUAUUCCCUCUAAAAAUACUGAUGGUCACAAGAUUGCCUUCUUAUGUAAAAUAAAAAAGGAGAGUAGUUAAUUUGACAGUGGGUUUUAUUUAUUCCUAUGGUAUUAAGGGAUUAUAAUGCAGCUGUUGUCAAGGUACCAAUUUCAAUCAUUUUACUGAAAUGUAACUUCCUGUCAGUGGUGACAGGGACAAAUAUUUCUCAUCUGUUUUGUAAUUGUUGUCCAUGCAUUUUAAUGGUUAAGAUUGCGUUUACUAAAUUAGGGUGUGUUGAUGAGACAGUAUUUGAGCAAAAAUUUGUUUCUUUUUUUCUGAAGUUUGGAGUUUAACUCAUUUGCAUACACUGCCACUAAUAUCUUAAAAGACUGUUAAGGCUAAUAGACCUCUUCCAUUUCAAAACAUAAGAAAAAAAGAAAGAUUCUUUUGCUGAUUGGUUUUUUUAGCCUUUCACAUUCACAGUUAUGGCAGGCUGGCAUAUGCGACUAAACUCUCUCCUUCAUAAUUGCUGCUCCUCAACUUGCACCUGACUGUUAUGGGAUGUAGAUUAAAAAAAUAUUUGUCACUUUCUAUUGUUGUUAUUCAGUAGCCGACAUGGUUUUAAUUUGAUAAUGGAAUUAUAAUAUUGGGGGGGAGGGGUUAGGCUAGUUGUUGAUUGGAACAGUGUUGAAGAGGGAGGGAUUUAAUUUGAAUCAAAUUUGAAUUGGAAACAAAUGCCAUCCUGAUCCUAGAACCCUGUAUAACCUGUUCAUUACUAUUGCAAAGCCAUUUAAGCUAGUGGGAGCUAAAUGCAUUAAUCUUUGUGUUAUUGCUCUCCCUGAAGGCUCAAAUGGCAUGCAACGUUUUGAAAGGAUAUGCAGUCUCAGAGCAAAACAAGUAGCUCCAUUGAUAUCACAGUUUCACGAUAUACCACAUGUUGGAGAUGGACUUUCUAGACAAUAGUAUACAUUCCUGAUUUUUCUAAAAACCUAGACACAGCAUGUACAGAAUAGAUUUGGAAGCUAGUGUGCUUAAGUUGUCAUCCAUAAAUCACAUCACUUAAGGCUCA